GGUGCCGGCUCACAGCAGCCAUGGCCGGAGUGUGGAGCGCGCCCUCUGCAGCACUGCUGCUGCUGCUGGUGUUGGUGGUGGAGGUGUCUCUGAGUGCCGCAGCUGCAGCCGGCGAGGUGGUGCGCACCAGGCAGGGCGCGCUGAGGGGCACCAGCCGCGUGUCCAGCGAGGGCCGGCCCUUCCACGCCUUCUACCGCAUACCCUACGCCAAGCCGCCCGUCGGACCGCUGCGCUUCAGGAGUCCUCAGCCUCCGGAUACGUGGACACACAUUCUCGAUGCUACGACUCCUGGGCCAGUGUGCACCCAGUACACAGUGGUGAUGCCGGGAUCGGCUGUCUCCGGCACUGAGGACUGCCUGUACCUUAACGUCUUCACUCCACAGCUGAAACAUGCGGAGCUGCUUCCAGUCAUGUUCUGGAUUCACGGAGGUGGCUGGAUUGAAGGUAGUGGAAUCGGUUAUGAGCCAGACUUCCUAAUGAACCACGACAUCGUUCUUGUCACUAUUAACUACCGUCUUGGUGCUCUGGGUUUCCUGAGUACAGAAGACGCUGCAUCCCCAGGAAACUUUGGCCUGAAGGACCAGGUGGCGGCUCUCAGGUGGGUCAGAGAGAACAUCGAGGCGUUUGGCGGCGACCCCGGCAGUGUGACCAUCUUUGGCGAGAGUGCAGGUGGCGCCAGCGUACACUACCACAUGCUGUCCCCACUCUCCAGAGGUCUUUUCCACCGGGCGAUCUCGCAGAGUGGCGUUUCCGUGACGCCUUGGGGCGUACCACUGCCUGGAGGCCUGCAGAAGGCGCAGAAGGUGGCAGCCCUGGUGGGAUGCCCCACAGAGCCCAGCGCCGCCCUCGUCGACUGCCUGAGGAGUGUGGACGACUACAAGAUCGUCAACACGACACACCACUUUACUGAAUGGUUCUUCUGCCCACUCAUACCUUUCCGACCAGCUAUAGAAGGUGAAGGAGAAGAUUCGUUUCUGCCCAAACAUCCACUUGAACUGGAGCCUCAUACAGCAAUUCCAUGGAUGACAGGUGCCACCCAGGACGAAGGGUACAUGUUUGCAGCGGCUUUCAUAGCAAAUGAACAGCUACUGGAAGAUUUGACACAGGAUGGAGAAAGGCUGUUUCCCUUGUCCUUAUCGUAUGACGGAGAGCCAGAGGCUGAUUUCGUCACUAAGAAGAUUAAGGACUUCUACUUCUCAAACGGUGAAGUUUCUGUCAGCAAACUCAGUGAAUUAUACACUGAUGGAUUGUUUAUCUGGAACGCGGAUGAGGCUGUCAGGAAGUACAAGGAUACAGCGCCUGUGUACUACUACGUUCUUUCAUACAGGGGAAAAUACCGAAUGACAAAAUACUUCGGAGGUGCUGAUCUGGAUCUGGGAGUGGCCCAUGGGGACGAUCUGUUUUACUUAUUUUCUAAGAAUCCUUACUAUCCAACAUCUCGUGACAUGCCCGAGGAGGACUACGAAGUCGUUAAAACCAUAACCAAGCUCUGGACAGACUUCGCUAAAACUGGAAAUCCCACACCAGACAACGACCCUGUGCAUUGGCCCAGGGUAACAUCAGAUGGUGAUUUGGAGUACCUGGAUAUAGGAAAACAGCUGGAAACGAAGAAAGGUCUCUUCCAAGAGCGAGUGGAUUUCUGGAGGUCGCUACCUCUCCGGCAAACAAAGCGAUGCAGCGCUACCAAGGAAGAACUCUAAAGUUGAUUCAAAUGAGAAUUAUGUAUUAAUGCUUCGUUAUUUAAGAAAAUACAAAGCAUUUCGGUUCACAUAAUACGAAAUAUGAUUUUCAGCUGUCGUUAAUGGAAUUACUUUCUAAAAAAACGUUUACUACUUAGCGAAAAUUUUCAUAGAAUAGCAUGUCCAGUUUUUGCACUGUUUUUACGUAUUACGCUCAACUCUCACUGCAGAUAGUACUGUGUAUAUUGCAGUGGGCAUUAAAGACCUGUUUGGGCAGUGUUUGUUUUAUUUUGAUUAGUUAUCGAGUUCCUGGCAAAGGCUUGUCCAUAUGUCCGUGUCAGCACGGCAUGUGAGCAACACUAUUGUUCUCUGGAUUGUUAUUGCUUUGUGUGCGUGACGCAAUAUACCUCGUAGGUCUAGAGGAGUGACGUUAGAUGUGAGCUGCAAGACAUCAUCAGGCGGCAACACGCCAGUCAAUGCGAUCUUCCUCAGCACGGUCUGCGGUCCACGAAUACAUCGCUGUCUCAUUGCUUGACGCCAGUGUCGGCUCACAUUCAUGCAGCAGUGCUGAAGGUCUGGGAUUCAAGAAACAUUCCUACCACGAUACUAGGCUCUUGAAAAACAUCCACUACUACGAGCGUAGAUAGUUGAAAUACGUAGAUAAAUAAAUAUACAAUAAAAAGUUUAAAAUUCUUUGUUUUGACAAAUAGUAAUAUGAGCUCAGAACGUCAAUACUGUGUACAACAGAAAUUAUUCCUUUUUAUUUGGUUUCAUUUAACUGGAUGGACUUGGAUAUUGCCGCUUUCAGAGAAAGCCAAAAGUUCGUUUCCCUCCAGCUUCAUGUCAUGUGAAGUUCUUUCAGCGAGGACUGGCGUUGGAGACGGGUUCUGAGUUCCUCUGCAGUCGAAUCCACCGGCACCCUUUCGGUAUCACAUUCUCUUGGAGGAAGCAGCUUCAGUUUUCUCACAAGCUAAGUGUAUAUCUUUGUAUCCAGCAAAAUUGCUGCUUAUUUAUCCUAACGUCUCUUUAACAUCCCGUUAGGGACUGGGAUUACACACAAUGAACUUAAUCUCAUCCCACUGCCUACUGUUGGUCACUGUGUUGUCAUAUAUACACACCAUUAGUUUGGUUUAGGUACUUUUGCGUGAGGUUUCUUACUUAAAAUAGGCUUUCAUAUUUACAGAUUCUCUGCCCAAGUCAUUUUAUUAAAUUUUUUUUGUUAACCAGUCAUUUUCACAAAAUAUUACCUAGAUUGUUAAUAUGCUUUUAUAAUCCGGAUGUAUGGUUCACAUAUCUUGAAGUUCAUUUUUCAUUUAUUUAUAUACACAUAAAAGGCAGUCAGAGACAAGUCAUUAAAACACAUCAGUGCCUGAAGUACGUGAGUACAAAAUGGCAAAGUACUUACUAUCAGAAAGGAUUCAAGUGUAAAAGAAGGUCAUCCAAAAGGAGCACAGGAAAGAACGUCUAGUUACUCGUUUCCUGUCAGCAGAACAUUACCAUUCACGUUGCAUAAUAACAUUUUGUGUAAGUGUACUACUAAUGUUUACUUUGUGAACGGGCUAGUACGUUAUAUACAUGUUUUUUAUUGUUUUGUGCUUAGGUGGUACAUGGCACACAGUGCAGUGUACCUCCAUAAAUGUUUCCAUUUAUUAGCAAUACAUCAUCCUCUGUCAUUUUACUAUUCAAUCAGCUGUAUUAGUUUAUGACCAUAUUGUACUGUCACCACAAAGUAAAUGUCAUAGUAUCGAAAUGCGUUAAAGAUAGCGUGUAUUCAGCAAUGUCUAAGUCUGAGAUGCACCUUUGCAGUCUGAGGAAACAACAUUACACCUGUACGAAUGAAACAUUGAAAACCAUAUUAAUAUGUGUGUCCGUAUGCAAUC
Schistocerca serialis cubense is the source of this 3559-nucleotide messenger RNA. Its product is annotated as esterase E4-like. The transcript has 10 exons. The record is from RefSeq and is a predicted model, not a curated record. NCBI's taxonomy places the organism in Eukaryota, Metazoa, Arthropoda, Insecta, Orthoptera, Acrididae. Bases 21 to 1700 code for a protein of 559 amino acids.